Molecule: messenger RNA, 1122 nt
Organism: Scedosporium apiospermum
Lineage: Eukaryota; Fungi; Ascomycota; Sordariomycetes; Microascales; Microascaceae
Product: Biuret amidohydrolase
Exons: 7
Coding region: 1-1122 (373 amino acids)
Molecular function (GO): catalytic activity
Source: RefSeq, a predicted model, not a curated record
AUGGUGCCACGAUUUUGCAGCUUGACAGCUGCCCAAGCACUUGGGCUGCUCAAGGAUAACACCAUUACGGUGGAGGAGUAUGCCUUGUCUCUCUUGGACCGUAUCAAGGAGCGUGACAGCAUUGUCAAGGCAUGGGCAUACCUCGAUCCCGCGUUCGUGCUCGGCCAAGCACGAACUCUAGACCAGAUUCCCCACGACCAAAGGGGGCCGUUGCAUGGACUGGCAGUAGGCGUCAAGGAUAUCAUGAAUACUAAAGAUAUGUCCACGCAGUUUGGUUCUCCUAUUUACCAAGGACAUCAGGCUGGCUUCGAUUCAUCCGCCGUCGCAAUCCUGCGAGCUGCUGGGUCUCUCAUCUUCGGUAAAACAACCACGACCGAGUUCGCCGUGGCUAACUCAGGGCCCGAGACUGCUAACCCCCAUGACCCGAAUCGCACCCCGGGCAGCUCCUCGUGCAGAUCGGCAGCAGCAAUAGCCGACCUACAAGUACCGCUCAGCCUCGGAGCGCAGACCGGUGGGAGUAUCAUUCGCCCGGCAUCUUUUACGGUGGUCUUCGCCAUGAAGCCAACUUUCAACGCUAUACCACUCGAAGGCCAAACGGUCUUCGCACCUACUUUUGUUACGUUCGGUUUCUUUGCUCACAGCAUCGAGGAUCUACAGCUACUUGCGAAUGUCUUUGCUCUCCGAGAUGACAAACCCCCCGAAGACACGCCACUCGGCGUAAACGUUGAGGAAGCCUCCUUUCCAUCCGGGGUCGCCGACGCCAAGACCCUGGAGCGAAUACAGAAAGUUAUCAUCCUUGGUGAAGCUCAGGUCUCCUUCCUCAAGGAAUAUCAGGUUGGCAAGGCGGAAUUGGCCGAGGGGAUUCGCGACAUUGUCGAGAACACCUCCAACAUCAGUCACAAAGAGUGGAUGGAAGCUUCUGAUACCGCCGUGGACGAGGCUCCACUCGGGCUUGGCGAUAUGGGUAGUGCGACUUUCAAUACUAUGUGGAUGGGGUUUCAUAUGCCUGUCAUCAAUAUAUCUCUAGAGGCGCCCAGAUUCUGCGACCAGCUGCUCUUGAGGACCAGUAAGGUUCUUAGCGAGACUCUCAUGGCCCAGGGUAGCUGGGAGGGACGCCUCUGA